Schizophyllum commune H4-8 is the source of this 213-nucleotide messenger RNA. RefSeq lists its product as uncharacterized. The record is from RefSeq and is a predicted model, not a curated record. Gene Ontology annotation, cellular component: nucleus. The annotation marks the transcript as partial. The transcript is spliced from 3 exons. Gene Ontology annotation, molecular function: protein binding. NCBI's taxonomy places the organism in Eukaryota, Fungi, Basidiomycota, Agaricomycetes, Agaricales, Schizophyllaceae.
AUGACCAGCACCGACCCCACUAUUAGCACCAUGUCCUGGGAGGGCGACCACAUGUUUAACGUAUACGUGCAUGAUUAUUGCAUCAAGCAUGGGUUCUUCAAGACUGCAGCCGAGCUUCGUAGGGAGGCUGGUCUCAGUGAUGCAGCACCUCCCAUACAGACAAAGCAGGGCUUCAUUUUCGAAUGGUGGAGCGUUUUCUGGGUUACUUUCAAU